AUGGAAAGCAUUGGAAAGAUUGUCUUCUAUGAGGACAAAAACUUCCAGGGUCACCACUUUGAAUACUGUAGCGAUUGCCCUGAGCUGAGUUCCCACUUUAGCCAUUGCAACUCCAUCCGUGUGGAGAAUGGGAACUGGAAAUGGGAACUGGGUGUUGAGACAUCUGGCAAGUUCAGGAUCCGCCUCUACGAGCGUCCCGACUUUGCAGGUCAGAUGAUGGAGUUCAGCGAAGACAACCCUAACCUCCCCGAGCACUGGCGUCACCCCGAGGUGCACUCUUGCAACGUGAUGGAUGGCACCUGGGUGUUCUACGAGCUCCCCAACUACCGCGGCCACCAGCACCUACUGGAGAGGGGCGAGUACCGCCACUUCAACGACUGGAGGUCCAACGUAGGGUCCAUUCGCCGCGUUCAGAACCUCUAG
Messenger RNA from Oncorhynchus masou masou (cherry salmon), 423 nucleotides. Its product is annotated as gamma-crystallin-3-like. The record is from RefSeq and is a predicted model, not a curated record. The coding region runs from base 1 to 423 and encodes 140 amino acids. Lineage: Eukaryota; Metazoa; Chordata; Actinopteri; Salmoniformes; Salmonidae. The transcript has 3 exons. Gene Ontology annotation, molecular function: structural constituent of eye lens. Gene Ontology annotation, biological process: visual perception; lens development in camera-type eye.